This is a messenger RNA of Aspergillus piperis CBS 112811, 3429 nucleotides long. Its product is annotated as putative zinc metalloprotease. Gene Ontology annotation, molecular function: metal ion binding. NCBI's taxonomy places the organism in Eukaryota, Fungi, Ascomycota, Eurotiomycetes, Eurotiales, Aspergillaceae. The coding region runs from base 142 to 3309 and encodes 1055 amino acids. The record is from RefSeq and is a predicted model, not a curated record. The transcript is spliced from 3 exons.
AACUGAAUACAACUGUUAUACUUGCUUCUUAGACAUCUGCGUUUCUGGUCUAUGGAAUACUAACAGUCUUCCAGAUUAUCAUUACGGGGUGUGAUCGCAGAAUUUGGUUAUAAAUCACAUUUCCAGAGACCAUUGAGCAACAUGUCAUCUACCCAAAACAGCCAUUUCAAGCUACUCCAAAAGUUUAAGCCGGAGUACUCGCCUAGCGAGUUUGCUCAGUAUGAGUCGGAGAGAACAGGCAUGAGGGUAGUGGUCAUUGACCAAAAAGGACCCAAAGUCACAGGAUAUUUUGUUCUAGCCACUGAGAUUCUCGAUGACUCGGGUGCUCCUCAUACAUUGGAGCACUUGUGCUUCAUGGGCUCUCGCAACUAUAGAUAUAAGGGCUUCCUUGACAAGCUGGCAACACGUGUUUAUUCGAGCACUAAUGCCUGGACGGCCACAGAUCACACGGCCUACACCUUGGACACAGCAGGCUGGGAAGGAUUUGCUCAAAUCUUACCCGUGUACCUAGAGCAUGUUAUAGCUCCAACACUGACAGAUGAAGGGUGCUAUACCGAAGUGCAUCAUAUUGACGGCUCCGGUGACGACGCCGGAGUCGUCUACUCGGAGAUGCAGGGUGUGCAGAAUAAUUCUGCAGAGUUAAUCGAUCUAACCGCUCGUCGAUUGACUUACCCGCAUGGUGUAGGCUUCCGCUACGAGACAGGCGGUAUGAUGGAGCAGCUCCGUGUACUCACCGCGGAUCGUAUCCGAGCGUUCCAUCGUGAGAUGUACCAGCCCAAGAACUUAUGCCUGAUUAUCACAGGCGAAGUAGAUCACCAAAACAUGCUGGAGACCUUGGACAAAUUUGAAGAUACUAUUCUAGAUGUCAUUCCCAGUCCUGAUUCACCUUUCAAGAGACCGUGGGUAGAUUCCAAGCAGGCGCCGCCAUUGGAGAAGUCCAUUGUUCAGACUGUGGAAUUCCCGGAAGAAGAUGAAUCCUUUGGAGAGAUAGAGAUUAGAUUCCUCGGUCCGGACUGUACCGAUCCUGUUCAAACUGGGGCUGUUAAUGUUGCAUUGUUGUAUUUGGCCGGUUCAUCUGCUUCCCUCUUGGACAACAUCUUGGUUGAGAAGGAGCAGCUCGCCAGUGCUGUUUAUUAUGCUACCGAAGAUCAUCCCAGUAUUGAGAUCCGCUUCACUUUGACCAGUGUGGAGACAGAGAAACUGGCGAAGGUAGAGCAACGAUUUUUCGAAGUGCUCAAGGAUGCUAUGGAGAAGGAAUUGGAUAUGAGAUAUAUCAAGGAGUGCAUUGACCGGCAAAGGCGGACCUGGAAGUUCUCUACUGAAAGCUCCGCUUCUUCCUUUGCGGAGUACGUGAUCUCGGAUUUCCUUUUCGGAAAGAGGGACGGAUCGACUAUGCUUGAUGUUGCGACCUUGCAAGAAUACGACGUGUUGGAGAAGUGGAGUGAAGCACAAUGGCGCACUUUCAUCAAGACGUGGAUUUCUGAUGCCAACCAUGUCACUAUCCUGGGUGUCCCGUCCGUCAAAAUGUCUGACGCACUGAAGAAGGAAGAAGAAGCUAGAGUCGCAGAGCAAAAGAAGCGCUUGGGUGAGGAAGGGCUGAAGAAGCUGGCCGACAAGCUGGAGAAAGCUAAAGCUGAAAAUGACAAGGAGAUCCCCAAGGAGAUGCUGGAGAGGUUCCAAAUUCCCGGGGUAGAGUCUAUCCAUUUCGUGGACACUACUACAGCCAGGUCCGGUGCAGCCCUGGAUGCCGGACGCCCGUCCCACAAGGCGCAACAACUGGUGGAUGCUGAUGGAUCCGACCUGCCCCUGUUCAUCCAUUUUGAGCAUAUCCCCAGUAGCUUCGUGCAGCUCUCCCUUCUCAUUUCGGCGCAGGCCGUACCUGUGCAGCUUCGCCCAUUGCUGUCUGUGUAUACCGAGGCGUUUUUCAACCUGCCUGUCAUUCGGAAUGGGGAAACCAUUAACUUUGAGCAGGUGGUUGUGGAAUUGGAAAGGGACACAGUUGGCUACUCCAUGGAAGGAGCCAGAAGCCUAGGAAACUCGGAGAUGCUGCGGAUCUCAUUCCAGGUGGAGCUUGAGAAGUAUCAUACGGCGAUUGCAUGGAUCCAGGAACUUUCCUGGAACUCGAUUUUCGAUGUCGAGCGACUCCGAGCGAUUACCAGCCGACUGCUUUCCGAUGUGCCCGAUUCCAAGCGUAGUGGUGAUGACAUGCUCGCGGCUGUUCAUGUGAUGGUCCACUACGCGGCAGAGUCUAUUGUUCGGGCUCGGAGCACCUUGGUGAAGGCGCGUUACCUGAAACGGAUCAAGAAGCAACUGGCAGAAGAGCCGAAGUCUGUCGUUGCGCGGAUGGAAGAGAUCAGAGACGCGCUUUUCCGCUUCGAGAACAUGCGAGUCUUGGUCAUCGCUGACCUGGAGAAACUUCAAAACCCUGUGUCAGCAUGGAAACCAUUUGCUGAGCGUUUGGGUGCAGGUGCCCCUCUGCAGCCUAUCACGGCCAGAAGACCGUUGCUCAGUGAGGCUGGUCAGAAGUUGGGCGGCAAGUCGUAUGUGGUACCAAUGCCGACGAUUGAUUCAUCGUUCGCAUAUGCAACUGCACGGGGUCUGGAUUCGUAUGAUGAUCCAAGACUUCCUGCCUUGAUGGUUGCAAUCGCAUACAUGAAUGCGGUCGAGGGACCCCUUUGGGUUGCGGUUCGAGGCAAGGGUUUGGCAUAUGGCACAAACUUCGCCUACAAUAUCGACACCGGAUUCGUCAACUUUGACGUUUAUCGCUCUCCCAAUGCCCAUAAGGCCUUCGACUCAAGCAAACAGAUUGUUGAGGAUCACCUCUCUGGUGCGAUGCCGUUCGAUCCUUUGAUGCUAGAGGGCUCCAUUAGCAGCAUUGUUGUUAGCUUUGCGAAUGAACAGUCGACCAUUGGUGCCGCAGCCUCAGGCAGUUUCAUUCGACAGGUGAUUCGGCGCCUACCUAGCGACUACAAAGAGCGGGUGCUCAAGCAGGUGCGGGCCACUAGCGUUGAUGACGUGAAGGGCGCUCUGAAGAGCAUCAUUCUGCCUUUGUUCAACCCAUCCACGGCGAAUAUCGUGGUUACCUGCGCUACAGUGCUUGAGGAGACCAUCAAGGAAGGUCUCCAGGCAUCGGGAUUCACGCCAGCGGUGCAGCCACUCAAGGAAUUCGAAGAUGACUAUGGACUGAAGGUCGGCGAUGAUGAGGACGAGGAGUCUGAUGACGACGAUGACGAUGAUGAGUACGAAACCGGAUCUGAAGACGAAGACGACAGCGAUGAAGACAUGGAGGAUGACGAAGAUGAUGAAUGAUGCAACCCACCCAACGACCACUAGACAUGACAGGAUAUGUUUGAGCCCGUUCCUAGAUAGCACCUAGAUCGAAAGAUCAGCUACCUCUUUGAGGGACACUGAAAGUCUGGGACAGAUAUG